CGCAGUGUCUCUGCGUGCCACAGGGACGUCCAUUUGACGGCACACCAUAGAACCAUUCCGUUGGCUCCUGUAGACAGACCACGGGGCCUGAAAAAGGUCUUAGUUCGAAACCUACUCUACAAACUGAAUUUCAGACAUGGCGCUAAGAUGUGCGUCGGGCGUCUUGUCUUUGACGGUCCUCCUUUUAACGCUGAUGAGUGGCACCUUCUCUCGGUCAACGGCGCGAAAGCCUAAAGCUAUUCCGGUAAUAUACGACGUCGGAGUCUGCACGGACAAGAAGCACCACAUCGAGAUCUACAACGUGACCACCAUCAUGGACGAGUGGGGCGCAAACUACGUCACAGCCGACAUCUUGUUCCGGAAAGGAAUGAAAAACACAUCCAAGUUCGUCGUCAUCAUUACGAAGUGCACUGGGGCAAAGUCGCCCAAUCUAUGCGAGUAUUACCUUCGCUGGGUCUGGACCGCAGCCAUCUGUCGUUUGAUUCCGACCAGAGGCAUGAUAUGGAGUCCGAUAUACGACACAUUCGAGCCGCCGUACACCUGCCCUGUGCCGCCGGGACACUUCCUCGUCCGCAACGCCACCGUGGACGUGGACGCCGCCAUGGCGCUGAUGCCGGACAAGCUCUACAAAUACAUCUGGCCCGUGGAGGUCCAGUUGUACGACGAGCACGGCGAAAUGAUUGUCUGCUUCGUCGCCACAGGCGAGGCCCGAUACGCAAAGGGAAGCACGGGGCAUCCCAGCUAAGACCCAUGCUCAGUUUAAAGUCUGCCAAGAAUCUUCGUAAUAAGAAGAAAACGCAGGCUAAAUCUACGAUGAAUUGCUUGACUCCACGAAGCCAAAUCCUCCGUAAUAGAAAAAAUUUUCCCCAUAUUACGAAGAAACCUGACGAUAUCUUUAUUUCCUUCGUAGCUGCCGCUCCUUGGAUGAAUACCUUUGAA
Thrips palmi is the source of this 939-nucleotide messenger RNA. RefSeq lists its product as uncharacterized. The coding region runs from base 137 to 745 and encodes 202 amino acids. The record is from RefSeq and is a predicted model, not a curated record. NCBI's taxonomy places the organism in Eukaryota, Metazoa, Arthropoda, Insecta, Thysanoptera, Thripidae. The transcript has 5 exons.